GAGAAGGUAAACUAAAAGACGAACGACACAUCUCUAUGUACUCUCUCUACACAACAGAGUGGUAAUUGAGAUUGGUUUUGUUACUCAUUCAUUCAAGGAUUGAUUUCUCAAUUAAGUUAAGAAAAUGACACAUUCUAUCUCAUUUUCUGUUGAAAUGAGGAGUGCAGUGGUAGAGACAAGCAGCAGCAGCCAAGAAAUAGGAGGAGGAGGAGGGAGAAGUUGCGUUUCCAUUAGAAAUCGCCAGACAACUCGUUCUUCGGCUAAUUCACUCUCUAGAUCAUCUUGUCAACCUCAAGACUCUUCUUCAUCUGUUUCUUCAUCAGAUGAUCAUGAUCAUGCUACUUGUGCCACUCCCACAUGGAUUGGAAAGGGUCUUACUUGUGUUUGUUUCAAAAGAAAAGGAGCUUAUGAGCGGAUUUGCAUCAAUUUGACACCAUUACAGGAAGAUAGAUUGCGGAGGUUGAAACAUAGAAUGAAGGUGAAUUUUGAUGCUUCUAGAGCUGACCACCAGAUAUCCUUCCAACGUCUUUUAAAUAAGCAAGGGGGUAAACGAGCUACUUGGCAGUAUCCAUUUUCCGCUGCUGGCGUGAAUAUUACAUUCAUGAUCAUGCAAAUGCUAGACCUAGAAUCCACGAAACCAAGGACCUUUGUAAGAGCAGUUUUCAUCCAGAUGUUAUCAGAAGAUGAAUGGGCAUUUGACUUGCUUUAUUGUGUGGCGUUUGUGGUCAUGGACAAGCAAUGGCUAGACAAAAAUGCCACAUACAUGGAAUUCAAUGAUGUUCUGAAAUCAACUCGGGCUCAACUUGAACGAGAACUUCUACUGGAUGAUGUCUUACGGAUUGAAGACAUGCCGUCAUAUGGCCUUCUCUGUUGACAGUAAUUUAUGUGCCCAAUCGGUAAGAAUUCAACCAAAUUGGUGCUUCAAGUUUAUUAAGCUGUAUAAUCUUCUCUCAUUCAUCUAGUGUCAAAUGUAAUCUGGUUCCAAGAACGGAAAGUUAACAUAGUAUUAAACUACAAUAUUAAUGUAAAUUUUAUAAUUCAAAUUUGAGAAACAAUGGUUAA
This is a messenger RNA of Papaver somniferum (opium poppy), 1062 nucleotides long. RefSeq lists its product as uncharacterized. Bases 125 to 874 code for a protein of 249 amino acids. Lineage: Eukaryota; Viridiplantae; Streptophyta; Magnoliopsida; Ranunculales; Papaveraceae. The record is from RefSeq and is a predicted model, not a curated record. The transcript has 7 exons.